Salvia splendens (bonfire salvia) is the source of this 838-nucleotide messenger RNA. RefSeq names its product protein SOB FIVE-LIKE 2-like. The record is from RefSeq and is a predicted model, not a curated record. The transcript has 3 exons. Lineage: Eukaryota; Viridiplantae; Streptophyta; Magnoliopsida; Lamiales; Lamiaceae. Bases 228 to 689 code for a protein of 153 amino acids. Gene Ontology annotation, biological process: cytokinin biosynthetic process.
UUUCUCCCACAAAAUUCCUUCCCACACACAUGCACACAUAUACCUAUCUAUAUAAUAAUACUAAGGCAAAGGGAUUUGAGAAUGAUUUAUUUGCUCUCACAAAAUUCCUUCUCUUCCUUUUUUUCUCUCUUUGUCCCUAGCACUAAACAAAGACACACUUUAUUCCAUUUCAAACACACACAUAACUUUCUAUAUAUCUUUACAAAGCCUUCACAAAUCAUUGAGGAAUGAACACAUCCACUUCUGAUUGCACCAGCGGCUGCGAAUCCGGGUGGACUACCUACUUGGUUCAUCCCUCCAACUCGACAAAUCCGUACACACACUACACGGACCACCAAGGCAAAGGAGCCAACACGCAUGAUCAAGAAGAUGAAGAUGAAGAUGAAGAUGAAGAUGAAGAUGAAGAUGAAGAUGAAGAUGAAGAUGAAAAUGACAAAGAUGAAGAAGACCUUUCAAUGGUCUCGGAUGCCUCAUCGGGGCCUCCACAUUUCCCGCCCCCGCCUCAGCAAGACAAAAGGCAGAAAAGUAAACCAAAAGAGACAAAGUUGAAGAAGAACAAGAAGCAACAUAGCUUGUGCUUUGAUGACACUGCCAGCUCUCAUUUCUUGCAGGAAGAGAUCAAGAUGCCAAAAAAGAAAAUAGGAUUCUUGAAAUUAUCAGACAGUUCGCUGGGAAGAAAAAGGCAGUAACUAAGAAAUUUGUUUCUAUCUCUAUCUGUCUAUUUUGUUCUUCAAUUUCUGAAGAAAUUCUAUUUCUCCUCUUAUUUAUUUAUUUCCUUAAAGGAGAAAAAUGUAACAAAAUAUUAUUCUAUGAUUUCUAGUAUUAUGAUUUCUAGUAA